AUGAGCGAAUGUAAUCGAAUAAAUUCGAUUGGUGUCUCUUGGCUUGCAAGAGGAUGUAUCAAUUUACAAACUUUGUCAUUAGCAUAUCAAGCAGGUGUUACCGAUCAAGCUAUACAGCUAUUUAUUAACAACUGCCAUCAAUUGAAACAUAUGGACAUUUCCGGUUGUCAGCUUUUAACUGAUCAUGCCUUUCUUCCACUCCUUGAAACAGAAGAGAACAAAUCAGUAAAUAUUCAACUAGAAAAACUUAACAUGAGCGGUCUGGACUUGCUAUCCACAUCUCUAAUUCAUCAUAUUUUAAACAAGUUAGAAUCUUUGCAAGAACUUUGUUUAGGUGUUACAUAUGAUCUUGAUCAAGCGUAUCGUAUCCUGGAAACAAUCAACAGUUGUGAACCUCGAUUUUAUCUUGAUACCGGGAAAUAUUACACAAUUUGUAAAAUAAGAGCUCCAUUGAUGUUACCUUAUACUUGUAAUAGAGCACCUACGAAUGUUAAUAAAGCAACAGCGACAAAUAUUAGCAGAAUAUUAACUUUACCAUCUUCUUCAACUUGGAAUUUACCAACUUCAUUAUUUCCAUUAUAG
Cokeromyces recurvatus is the source of this 582-nucleotide messenger RNA. RefSeq lists its product as uncharacterized. NCBI's taxonomy places the organism in Eukaryota, Fungi, Mucoromycota, Mucoromycetes, Mucorales, Mucoraceae. The transcript is spliced from 2 exons. Bases 1 to 582 code for a protein of 193 amino acids. The record is from RefSeq and is a predicted model, not a curated record.